UUAGUGUAAAAAUGGUUGAUUAUAAAGCCUUAUUAUUGGGCAGUGGGGGAUCCAGCCAUUUUCCAUUUUAAAAAAUGUGGGGUCCUCAACCAAGGAUAAAGGAGGGUUCCAGCUAUAUAUGUCCCCAUUCAAAUGCAUUGAUCGGGAACAACAAAAAAGGGGGAGGGGGAUUCCAACCCACAGACCCCCCUGGAUCCGCCAAUAUAGGGUUGACUGUGAAUGGGUGCGAACGUAACUGGAUUUAUUCAAAAACAGAAAUGUGUCCAAUGGCAAUGAUCUUACAUGUAUCUAUAUUUACAAGGGAUAAAAAUUACAACGUAAGAGUACCAAUGCAAAUUGAACCUUUUUUGACAGGAUUUUCACCUACAGCUACAUGUAUGAUCAUUUAAUUUACAUGUAUGAUCCAGAUAAAGGUUUCUAUUGACCAUUAAAUGACCCUUUGUGAAGCUGUGCCUAUUUAGAUAGUAGAUACAACAGAAUGUCACUAGAUACUUGGAGUGAAGUUUGUCUUAUUAUUACCAAUGAUGUCCAAGAGGAAGCAAGCUAUGAUGAAGAUAAUGAGAACCAAGCCAUGGAAGUUUCUUGCAAUGGACAGAAUAUAGGAAAUGAGUCCUUUGCAGAUACUACACUUGAUGGAAAGUACAUGAUCAUGAUGAAUGUAAAAUCAAAUGAAGAUAAUAUACAAGAUAUGAAAAAUGAAUCUGUCAAUGACAUUGGAGAAGAUACAGAAAAUAUAUCUGAAAGAAGAGAUGUGGAAGAGAAAUUGAUUGAGGAUAAAGAAAAAGAUGAAUCAGUAGAAGAUAAAGGAGUAGUUAUAAAACAUGAACCAAUUGAAGACAAAGAAAUAGACAAAAACCAUGAAUCAAUUCAAGAUAAAGAAGAAGAUAUAAAAGAUGAACCAAUUGAAGAUAAAGAGAUCGAUAUAAUAGAUAAGUCCAUUGACGAGAAAGGAGAAGAUAUAAAAGAUGAACCGAUUGAAGAUAAAGAGAGGGAUAUGAUAGAUAAGUCCAUUGAAGAGAAAGGAGAAGAUAUUAUAGAUGAAUCAAUUGAAGAGAAAGAAAGAGAUAUAAAUGACGAAUCCUUUCAAGACAUAGCUGACAGUUCCUCUGAUCCCAGUGAAAAUGAAAGUACUAUUGAUCCCCAUUGUGAAAAGUGUGGGAAAAAAUUAGGAAAUAGAUUACACACUAAAAGUGUUUCUAAAGUUAAAAAAUACCUUUCUAAAAAAGAUUCUCAAGUUGAUGCUGAAGAUACAAGUAAUAUGUGUAUAGCUUGUAGGCAGGACCUUUUAUUCAGAAAUUCUGUUGCAGAGUUCAUUGACCCAGAAACUGAAGAUAAAACAUUUAUGUGUAAAAUAUGUCAGAAAAUAUUUACAACUCGUUCUAAUAUAAGGAGGCAUGUUAAUAGGCAUGCAGGAAAAAGGAAAUAUCCAUGUCAAAUUUGUGACAAAGUAUUUACUCAAAACGCAGACUUAAGAAGACAUGGAAGGACACAUACACAGGACAAACCUUUCAGUUGUAGUACAUGUGGGAAAAAGUUUCGCCAAGUAUCAAACUUAAAAAUUCAUUGUCUAAUACAUGAAGAACAAAAACCGUUUAUGUGUGAUCAUUGUGGUAAGGGGUUUACACAGUUAGGAAACUUGCAAACCCAUCUGAAUGUGCACGAAGGUCAUAAAACUCAUAUAUGUGAUUCGUGUGGCAAGGGAUUCUCUACAACUUCCCUGCUGAAAUCUCACAUACGAGUCCAUACUGGUGAGAAUAAUGAACGACCAUUUUGUUGUAAAAAAUGUGACAAAAGUUUUCCAAGCCAGUAUCAACUUAAAUGCCAUAAUCGAAUACAUUCGGGGGAGAAACCCUACAAGUGCCAAGUUUGUGAGAAAGGAUUUUCUCAGAGUUGUGAUUUAACGAGACAUAAAAACGUACAUACGGGUGAAAAACCACAUAAAUGUGAGAAAUGUGGUUAUUCCUGCUCACAGAAAUCUUCACUCAAAAUACACGAUAGAUCACACACUGGCGAAAAGCCUCACUGCUGUUCUGUUUGUGGUAAAGGAUUCGCUCAGCCUGAUUCUCUUGUGAGACAUAUUCGAACUCAUACAAAAGAGAAACCAUAUGUUUGCACUUUAUGUGGCAGAGGGUUUGCACAAUCUGCAAAUCUUAAAUCACAUAUUGCAACACACAAAAGUCUAUAGACAGUGACGUUGUUCCACCUAAAUAGAAAUUUGAUUUACAUGAACAUUUUUUAUAAUUACAUGUUUAUAUAUCGUAUACAUGCACAUGUAACAUGUGUAAGAUGAAGCCUUUUUAUUAGCUCACCUGGCCUAAAAGGCCAAGUGAGCUUUUCUCAUCACUUGGCGUCCAUCGUCUGUCGUCGUUAACUUUUAAAAAAAUAUUCCCCUCUGAAACUACUGGGCCAAAUUUAAACCAAACUUGGCCACAAUCAUCAUUGAUGUAUCUAGUUUAAAAUUUGUGUUUUUUGACCGGCCAACCAAUCAAGAUGGCCGCCAUGGUUAAAAUAGAACAUAGGGGUAAAAUGCAGUUUUUGGCUUAUAACUCAAAAACCAAAGCAUUUAGAGCAAAUCUGACAGUGUAAAAUUGUUUAUCAGGUCAAGAUCUACCUACCCUGAAAUUUUCAGAUGAAUCAGACACCCCAUUGUUUGGUUGCUGCCCCUAAAUUGGUAAUUUUAAGGAAAUUUUACUGUUUUUGGUUAUAAUCUUGAAUAUUAUUAUAGAUGGAGAUAAACUGUAAACAGCAAUAAUGUUCAGCAAAGUAAGAUUAAUAAAUAAGUCAACAUGACCAAAAUGGUCAGUUGACCUCUUUAGGAGUUAUUGCCCUUUAUAGUCAAUUUUUAACCAUUUUUCGUAAAUCUCCAUGAUCUUUUACAAAAAUCUUCGCCUCUGAAACUACUGGGCCAAAUAAAUCCAAACUUGGCCACAAUCAUCAUUGAUGUAUCUAGUUUAAAACUUGUGUUUUUUUACCAGGCCAACCAAACAAAAUGGCCACCACUGCUAAAAAUAGAACAUAGAGGUUAAAUGCAGUUUUUGGUUAUUACUCAAAAACCAAGGCAUUUAGGGCAAAUCUGACAGAGUAAAAUUGUUUAUUAGGUCAAGAUCUAUCUGCCCUGAAAUUUAAGUUGAAUCAGACAACUCGUUAUUAGGUUGCUGCCCCUAAAUUGGUAAUUUUAAGGAAAUUUUGCUGUUUUGGGUUAUUAUCUUGAAUAUUAUUAUACAUAGAGAUUAACUGUAAACAGCAAUAAUGUACAGCAAUUUAAGACUCAAAAAUAAGUCAUAAUGACCAAAAUGGUCAAUUGACCCCCUAAGAAGUUAUUGUCCUUUAUAAUCAAUUUUUAACAAUUUUCAUAAAAUUUGUAAAUUUUUACUAACAUUUUCCACUGAAACUACACGGACAAGUUCAUUAUAGAUAGAGAUAAUUGUAAGCAGCAAUAAUGUUCAGUAAAGUAAGAUGUUCAAACACAUCACAAUCACCUAAACACAAUUUUGUCAUAAACUGUCUGCUUCCUUUGUUUAAUUUACAUAUACCAAGGUGAGCGACACAGGCUCUUUAGAGCCUCUAGUUUGCAAUCUUAAGAAUUUCAUAUUUUUUUUAGAUGAUCACUUCGAUAAAGAUUUUAUUUGUUUAAAAGAAACAAAACUGUCUAAAAUAUAGUGAUUUCUUUGAAAUAUUACUAUUUAUAUAUUUGUCUGGCUAUUAAUUAUUAAGUCUCUCAAGAUCACAUGAUUUUAUUUUGUACAAAUUAAGACAAUGCUAGAUGACUAAUGUGAAAAGCAUCAACGUGUAGAUUGUUCAAAUAAAAUACUUAUAAUGUUCAA
Molecule: messenger RNA, 3824 nt
Organism: Mytilus trossulus (common blue mussel)
Lineage: Eukaryota; Metazoa; Mollusca; Bivalvia; Mytilida; Mytilidae
Product: zinc finger protein 260-like
Exons: 3
Coding region: 479-2185 (568 amino acids)
Biological process (GO): regulation of transcription by RNA polymerase II
Cellular component (GO): chromatin; transcription regulator complex; PcG protein complex
Molecular function (GO): RNA polymerase II cis-regulatory region sequence-specific DNA binding; DNA-binding transcription factor activity, RNA polymerase II-specific
Source: RefSeq, a predicted model, not a curated record